Molecule: messenger RNA, 3936 nt
Organism: Kockovaella imperatae
Lineage: Eukaryota; Fungi; Basidiomycota; Tremellomycetes; Tremellales; Cuniculitremaceae
Product: DNA topoisomerase II
Exons: 22
Coding region: 1-3936 (1311 amino acids)
Biological process (GO): DNA topological change; resolution of meiotic recombination intermediates; sister chromatid segregation
Cellular component (GO): nucleus
Molecular function (GO): DNA topoisomerase type II (double strand cut, ATP-hydrolyzing) activity; ATP binding; DNA binding
Source: RefSeq, a predicted model, not a curated record
AUGUCCGACAGCGAAUCUGAUGGCUUCAUCGUCAAUGAUGAUAGUGAGUCAGAUGGAUAUGUCGCAUCUCCAGCCAAGAAGGGCAAGACUGUAAAGUCCGCGCCAGCGAAAAAGGCAGCAGCCCCAAAAGCUUCUACCGCUAAAGCCAAAGCUCCGGCAAAGACGCCUCUGGGCGCGAAGAGGACUCCCAACGAUUCUUUCACCGAGGACGAAGACGACACGAUGCUUGCAUCAUCCUCUAAACCAGCCCCAUUGGAGGGAAACUCUGGCCUUGAUGUCCCAAAGGAGAACAAUGCGCCAAAUGGCAAAGGCAAGAGCGCCAGUGACACUUAUAAGAUGCUCUCACACUUGGAACACGUCCUGCUGCGACCGGACUCUUAUAUCGGAUCAGUGGAAGCUGUGACACAGCCGAUGUGGGUUUUCGACUCGGAGACCAAGCAGAUGGCAUGGAGACCCACCACCUACGUGCCGGGAUUUUUCAAGAUUUUCGAUGAGAUUCUGGUGAAUGCGGCGGAUAACAAGGUCAACGACCCGUCUAUGGACACUCUCAAGGUCCACAUUGACCGAGAGAAGAACCAGAUCUCCGUCUACAACAACGGAAAAGGUAUUCCGGUAGAAAUACAUUCGCAGAAUGGAAUCAUGAUCCCAGAAAUGAUUUUCGGGCAUUUACUCUCUUCGAGUAACUACGACGAUGACCAGAAGAAAUUGACCGGUGGUAGAAAUGGUUACGGUGCAAAGCUGGCCAACAUCUACUCGAACGAAUUCAUUGUCGAGACUGCCGACAAGGUCAAUGCCAAAAAGUACAAGCAGAUCUUCUCCAAGAACAUGAGCGUCAAGGGUACUCCUAAGAUUACAGAGAAUAAGAAGGAAGAAGAGUACACCAGGAUCACCUUCACUCCUGAUCUGAAGCGUUUCGGCAUGGAGCGAAUCGACGACGAUACGUACGCCCUCCUCACAAAGCGUGUGUACGAUCUAGCGGGAACCGUUAAAGACAUCAAGGUGGUACUCAAUGACGAGAGGAUUAAGAUCAAAGGUUUCAAACAAUACGUCGAAAUGUAUCUCAGCGCAUCUACAAAGGCUGCUGAAGAUGCUGCGGGAGGCGCUGCAGUCACCAAACCCAGUGUCAUAUUCGAGGCGGUAAACAAGAGAUGGGAGGUGGCAUUCGCGCUGUCAGACGGCGAGAUGCAACAAGUAUCUUUUGUGAACUCAAUCUCAACAACGAAGGGGGGUACGCACGUGGAGAUGUUGGCCACGCAGCUUGCAAACAAACUGCUUGAGCAGGUAAAGAAAAAGAACAAAGCGGCGCCAGUCAAGCCCUUCCAAGUCAAGAAUCACAUGUGGAUCUUUGUCAAUGCAAUGAUCGAAAAUCCUGCGUUUGAUUCGCAGACCAAGGAGGCUCUCACGCUUAAAAGCUCUGCGUUUGGAAGCAAAUGCGAGCUUUCCGAGGAGUUUGUGAAGAAAGUUUCUAAGUCUGGGAUCAUUGACAACAUCCUCAACUGGGCCAAGUUCAAGCAGGACCAGAUGUUGAAGAAAUCAGAUGGUGCCAAGCGUACUAGAAUCUCUGGUAUUGUCAAGCUGGAGGACGCCAACAACGCUGGAGGUCGAAAUGCCAAGAGAUGCACCUUGAUUCUGACUGAAGGAGACUCUGCCAAGGCUUUGGCCGUUUCCGGGCUCGGUGUCGUAGGACGAGACGAUUAUGGAGUCUUUCCCUUGCGAGGAAAACUUCUCAACGUCCGAGAGGCAAGUCACGAUCAGAUCAUCAAGAACGUGGAGAUCCAGCACAUCAAGCAGAUCCUCGGUUUGAAGCACAAUCAGGAUUACACGUCAGUCGAUAGUCUCAGAUACGGUCACAUCAUGAUCAUGACGGACCAAGAUCAUGAUGGUUCUCAUAUCAAAGGUCUUCUCAUCAACUUCUUCGACCACUUUUACCCAUCAUUGCUUCGAAUCCCGGAUUUUCUGGUCGAAUUCAUUACUCCUAUUGUCAAAGUCACGAAGGGGUCACAAGAGCGAAGCUUCUACACCAUGCCCCAAUACGAGGAGUGGAAGCUAUUGAACAACGAUGGCAAGGGAUGGCACUGCAAAUACUAUAAGGGUCUGGGGACCAGUACCUCCGCAGAUGCCAAGAAGUACUUCACUGCCAUUGACAAACACCGCCUGAGCUUUGACGUUGUCAAACCAGAAGAUCGUCAGCUCAUCGAUAUGGCGUUCAACAAGAAGAAAGCAGACGAUCGAAAAGAAUGGCUGAGGCAAUUCAAACCCGGUACCUUCUUGGAUCACGACGUAGCCACAGUUCCCGUCUCAGACUUUGUGAACAAGGAAUUGAUCCUCUUCUCGAUGGCUGAUAAUAUCCGUUCGAUCCCUUCUGUUGUCGACGGCUUGAAACCCGGUCAGAGAAAGGUGCUUUUCGGUUGCUUCAAAAGAAAUCUCAAGAACGAGAUCAAGGUCGCUCAGCUUGGAGGGUAUAUCGGCGAGAAUUCUGCUUAUCACCAUGGUGAAGCAAGUCUGUAUUCCACAAUUAUCGGUUUGGCCCAAAACUAUGUUGGGAGCAACAAUAUCAACUUGCUCUCACCCAACGGUCAAUUCGGCACACGACUAGCCGGAGGGAAAGAUGCCGCAAGCCCUCGUUACAUUUUUACCCAGAUUCCACGCAUGACAAGAACGGUCUUCCGCCAGGCAGAUGAAGGACUCCUCAAUUAUCUCACGGAUGAUGGGAUGGACAUAGAGCCCGAAUACUACAUGCCAACUGUGCCCAUGAUCCUGGUCAACGGCGCUGAUGGUAUUGGAACUGGAUGGUCUACUUCAAUACCCAACUAUAAUCCCAUUGACAUUGUGGAUAACCUGAGACGGAUGAUGAACGGCCAGGAACCCGAGCGUAUGGAUCCCUGGUUCCGCGGUUUCAAGGGUUCGAUCGAGAGAGUGGACCAGGACAAGUACAAGAUCAGCGGUCGGAUUGAGAAAAUCGAUGAGAAAACUCUGGAGAUCACUGAAUUACCCAUUCGCAAAUGGACACAAGACUUCAAGGAGAUGUUGGAAGAAAUGACUGCGGGCACAGACAAGAUCCCCCCAUCCAUCAAGGACUACGAAGAGCAUCAUACUGACACCACUGUCCACUUCCGGAUCACGUUGACCGAAGCCAGCAUGAAGGCUGCUGAGGAGGAGGGUUUGGAGAAACGAUUCAAGAUGUCCACCACGAUGGGUACCGGAAAUAUGGUUUGCUUUGACUUGAAUGGCAAGAUCAAAAAGUAUUCGUCGGCCGAGGAGAUCCUUGUCGAGUUCUUCCACAAGCGAUUGGAGUAUUACGGAUUGCGCAAACAACUCCUUGCCGACGAACUGAACAAGCAAUUUGAGAGGCUUUCCAACCAGGCUCGGUUCGUGCAGAUGAUCAUCAGAAAGGAGCUCUCCGUCUCGAAUAAGAGGAAAGACAAGAUCGUUGCCGAAUUGCGUUCUCUAGAUUUUGCACCUUUCCCCAAGUCAAAAAAGGCAAAGGCGUCCGGAGAGAGCGAGCCUUCGCUGGAAGAGUUGGACGAAGGCAUGGCGAGCGAUUAUGACUACUUGCUCGGAAUGGCUCUGUGGAGUCUGACUGCGGAGAAAGUGGAGAAACUGCUUGCCGAGCGCGAUCUCAAGGAGACAGAGCUUGUUGCACUCCUCAAGUUGACGCCACAAGAUAUCUGGAACAAUGAUCUGAACGAGUUUCUGGAGGAGUGGCAGCGCAUUCUUGACGAGGACGAGGAUGCCGCCAAGACAUCGAAGCCAAAAACCAAAGCGGCUAUCAAAGCUGCAGAGAAGAAACGCAAGCGAGCGGAGGGAGAGGACUCAGACGGAUCAGAUGAUUUCAAACCGACGAGAGCAGCACCGAAGCCAAAGGCUACAAAGCCCAAAGCUGUGUCUGCGGCUGCUUCGGCUGCCAAUGCCUCACCUGUGAAGCAGGAAAGGUGA